Pelobates fuscus (common spadefoot toad) is the source of this 1239-nucleotide messenger RNA. RefSeq names its product tumor protein p53 inducible protein 3 (gene TP53I3). The record is from RefSeq and is a predicted model, not a curated record. The coding region runs from base 28 to 1083 and encodes 351 amino acids. NCBI's taxonomy places the organism in Eukaryota, Metazoa, Chordata, Amphibia, Anura, Pelobatidae. Gene Ontology annotation, molecular function: quinone binding; quinone reductase (NADPH) activity; NADPH binding. The transcript has 6 exons.
UUACAGAAUGGUACAGUCUGCUGUUUAAUGGAACCCUGUGAACUCCUCCCUAUCCCAGUGACAGGGUUCAGCAUGGAAGGGAAAAUGCUGGCAGCGUACUUCGACGUGCCUGGAGGGCCAGAAAAUCUGUUCAUCAAAGAAGUGGCAAAACCGAAUCCAAAGAAAGGCGAAGUGCUGGUAAAAGUGGAGGCCAGCGCACUAAACCGUGCAGACUUACUUCAGAGAAGGGGAAAAUAUUCGCCACCACCGGGAGCCAGUGACCUUCUUGGUCUGGAAGCAGUCGGCACUGUGGUGGGAUUUGGUCCUGAUGGCUGUGGGAGAUGGAAUAUUGGUGACAGAGUCAUGGCUUUGCUUUCUGGUGGAGGGAACGCACAGUACACCACUGUAUCUGCGGACCAUCUCAUGCCUAUUCCUUUGGGUAUGACUGCAACAGAUGCGGCCGCCAUCCCGGAAGCCUGGCUCACUGCGUUUCAGCUGCUACAUUUUGUAGGUAAGAUUCAGAAGGGGGAGAUUGUCUUGAUACAUGCUGGAGCUAGUGGUGUUGGCACAGCGGCCAUCCAGUUGUGCCGAUUGGCAGGAGCAAUCCCUAUUGUAACUGCAGGUUCUAAGGAAAAGCUUGAAAUUGCUAAACAUCUUGGAGCUGCUGCUGGGUUCAACUACAAAGAAGAGGAUUUUAGUGCAAAGUGUCUCGAGUUCACAAACAAUGUUGGAGUUGACAUUAUAUUAGACUGUGUCGGAGCAUCGUAUUGGGAGAAGAACCUUAAUUGCCUCAACAUGGAUGGUCGCUGGGUGGUAUAUGGACUCAUGGGAUCUGGUGGGAUGAAUGGAGACCUGCUGUCCAAGCUUCUAUGGAAACGUGGGAGUAUCAUAGGAAGUUUGUUAAGAUCCCGUUCAAGCCAGUAUAAGGCAGAUCUGGUAAAGGCUUUCUCAGAACAAGCCCUUCCACACUUCACCGUUGGUGGUCCUAUUCAUCUGAAACCGAUUGUAGACAGCGUGUACCAACUGCAGAAGAUAUCUGAUGCUCAUCAACGUAUGGAAGAGAACAAGAACACCGGCAAAAUUGUCCUCCAGAUCCCCCUCUAACUGUUAGACCACAGACCGCAAUUCUAAAAGUCAAUUGAGUGCAUUAAAUAAGGCUAUUAUACUAUACAGGGACAAAGUGCUACUUUCAUCACUUGGGUAUCAAACCCAUAUUCGGAUCAACAGUACAGGUACUAAAGUUGACUAUUCAUAACCAUA